Molecule: messenger RNA, 1116 nt
Organism: Diaporthe batatas
Lineage: Eukaryota; Fungi; Ascomycota; Sordariomycetes; Diaporthales; Diaporthaceae
Exons: 2
Coding region: 1-1116 (371 amino acids)
Biological process (GO): protein phosphorylation
Molecular function (GO): protein kinase activity; ATP binding
Source: RefSeq, a predicted model, not a curated record
AUGAGUUCCAAGAAUCGGGAAGACAUUUUCGUUCUAUGCGGCAAGAUCUUCGAGCGGGUACGCGGAACCCUCGUUGGCGAUGGCCUCACUGUCUACAGAGCGAGACGGGCUGAAGAUUUCGAAGAAAAAUAUGCUGUCAAGUUCAAAUGGUCAGGAGUCUCCGAAAGAAACGAGAUCAAAAUGCUGAAUUUGCUGAAGGAGAGGAAUGUGUGGGGGGUGAUACACCUCGAAGCAUAUUAUGUUGGCGCGAGCACCGAUAUCUUGCACGACGACCUCACCCUCAAGCUGGGAAAUCCUCUGACCGUGCAAGCGGAUACUGAUUCAUCCGACGACGGUGUUGAAGAACGCAAAAUGAAAUCCCUUGGUCAAGACAGUCGGAACGAGCCUAGAGCAUUCGCUUGUACGGUUGUUACACCCCAAGGUCGGACCCUCCACAACUAUGAAACGAUUCUGGAGGUCUUGUUGGCGCUACGCGACGCAGUCAAAGCCCACCGAUCAAUCUACCAGAACGGAAAGAUCCUGCACAGAGAUAUCAAUCCCUCUAACAUCAUUAUUCCCUCCUACGACCCGAAUACGGACAGAGAUCACGCUGCGAGAGGCGUACUGAUCGAUUUUGACAUGGCCAAAGAAAAUUCACAGCCAGUCCAACCUCAUCAAGCUGUCGGGACUUACAUAUUUCAGGCGAUUGGGGUGUUACAGGCCUAUUUGCCGGACAAUCCCCACACCUAUCGUCACGAUAUCGAGUCGUUCCUCUACACAUUUCUUUUUCUUGCAGUCGCGCCGCGGCCUGUUCCCGAAGGAGAAAAUCAGCUGCAACUCCCGGAAUCCAGCGUGCUGCGGGAGUGGUACAAGGGAAGGUUGGUGGACAAAGCAUAUCGCAAAAUGGACGAUAUGGAGUCGGCAGACGAGUUCAGGGGACGGAUCGUAUCGGAGUUCACCCCUGAGUUCCAACGGCUUGGGUCGCUGGCAGAGAGACUCAGGGAAAUUUUGUUCCCCGUCGACAAAGACGGCAAGAUCUUGAUGGGAACGGAUAUGACUGAGCAAGGGACGAAUGCUCUAUACGAUGCAGUCAUCGGUGCAUUCGAAGAUGCGGCAUUGGAACAUGCGAGACUGUAG